This is a messenger RNA of Salarias fasciatus (jewelled blenny), 1999 nucleotides long. RefSeq lists its product as uncharacterized. Gene Ontology annotation, biological process: canonical Wnt signaling pathway; regulation of transcription by RNA polymerase II. Lineage: Eukaryota; Metazoa; Chordata; Actinopteri; Blenniiformes; Blenniidae. The record is from RefSeq and is a predicted model, not a curated record. Gene Ontology annotation, cellular component: beta-catenin-TCF complex; chromatin. Gene Ontology annotation, molecular function: DNA-binding transcription factor activity, RNA polymerase II-specific; RNA polymerase II cis-regulatory region sequence-specific DNA binding. The coding region runs from base 10 to 1860 and encodes 616 amino acids. The transcript is spliced from 10 exons.
GCAGCCAUCAUGGCGUCUGUGUGGAGCUGCGCUGCUCUGCCUCACAAAGGAAAUAUUUCAUCUCCCGCAGCAACGAUGGUUUCAGUCCAGGUUUUGAGGGACUUUAUCAACGAGAGACUGACUGCUGCUGCGGGAGAAAUAUUCACGGCGUUUCAACAAACUAUCGCCCGGUUCGAUAAGGAGAUUGAUCGACAGCGCAAACUGCUUCAGAUCAGGAGCAACACGCUUCAAACCAGCAACAAACCUCUUCAAAUCAGGUUACACAGAACAGGGAGUCCACAGCAACACAUUGGUACGCAGGAGGAGGAACAUGAAGCUCCACACAUUAAAGAGGAGGAGGAUCUUGUCGAGAUGACUGUUACUGAUGGAGAAAGAGACAAUUCCCAUGAGUCUGUGAGAGACUCGACCACCCAGAGACUAACUGCUGCUGCUGUCGAAAUCAUCGCCGUGUUUGAAGAAGCUUUUGCCCAGUGCGAGAAGGAGAUUGACCGUCAGCACCGACUGCUGGAAGUCAUCUGGAAACCUCAAAUCAAGUUACUCAGAACAGAGCUCCCACGGCACCAAGACUGCAGAGAGGAGCAGCUCUUUGAUCAGGAAACAACCUGCUGUCUGGAGCAGGGAGAACCAGAACCUCCACACGUCAGAGGGAAACAGGAAGAAUCAGGACUUCUCCAGCUUAAAAAGGACCAAAAGGAACCAGAAUCUUCACAGUUCAGAGAGAAACAGGAACAACCAGCACUGUUACAAUUGAGAAAGGACCAAGAGAAACCAGAAGCUCCACAUGUCAAAGUGGAACAGGAAAAAUCAGGACUUCCACAGAUUAAAGAAGAACAGGAGGGAGCAGGGCUUUCACAGCUCAAGGAGGAACCUGAAGAACCGGGAGUUUUACAGAUUAAAGAAGAACACGAGGAACUGGAACUUUCACAGAUCGGGGAGUACGAGGAACUGGGGACCAACCAGGACGGAGAGCAGCUCCAACUGACAUUUGACAGCGACAUCUUUAAGUUCCCUUCUAUUGACCAGCUUUGUGAAAAAACAUGGAAUGAAGUUUUCCAUAAAAAACAAACAGUGCUUCCCACACAUCCAGCACCUCUCUGGACCCAGGGGAGGCCCGGCGACCCCUCCCAGGGAGGACCCCCUCCGGCCAGGGCGAGCCCGCAGGUGAAGGGGCAGAGCCACCGGGCUCCGGGCCCCAGUCUGCAGCACAAGCCGCCGGGCCCCGACCCGCAGAGGCCCCUGCCUUCCCAGCUGAAAACAGAGCCUUCUGUUACACUCCAUCCAAACAAAGGUGUUAAUAUUCCCGAGAGCAACUUCUUUGAGACCCUGAAGCCUGUUGGAGUCCUGCAUGGACAGUUGCUGUAUUGGUUUGACUCUGCUGCUGCUCCUCCCAUCAACACCUCCAACCCUAUAAAACGAAAGCGUGAGCAGCCAAAUAAAGAGCAGCAGCUGAAUGAAGACAAGCCGUACAUCAAAAAGCCACCAAACGCCUUCAUGCUCUUCCUGAAAGAGCAGAGGCCGAUCGUGUCGGCUGAAAUUGGUGUGAAAGAAAGCGCGGUUGUGAAUGCGGAGGUGGGAAGGAGGUGGAAUUCAUUAUCCGUAGAUGAGAAGAAUAAAUAUGUCCUGCAGGCCAAGAUGGAAGCAAAACUCCACGAAGAGCAGCACCCGGGAUGGUCCACCAUCGAAAACUAUCGGAAAAGCAAAGCAAGAAGAAAAGCUGCCAAAGCUAAAGCGUCUACACAUACCGGAGCGACUGAGACGCCACAGGUCCACAUCCCCGGACUGACGGACACUGAGUUGUACCCUAAUCAAGCUGUUCGUCUCUCCCCUGCCCAGCCACAAGUUUUCAAAAUUGAGAAUUGAAUUGAAUAAAUAGAAUUAUGCCGUUAUUAGUCUCACAAGGGGAAAUUUCUUCUCUGCCCCGGCAGCCCUUUACAGGCGCCUGUAAAGCGUCCGCGUCCUCCAAGAGUCAAGCAAGAAGGAAAAAAUCAAUAAAUUGGGU